This is a messenger RNA of Aureobasidium musti, 567 nucleotides long. The record is from the annotation of a GenBank genome assembly. Lineage: Eukaryota; Fungi; Ascomycota; Dothideomycetes; Dothideales; Saccotheciaceae.
CGCGAUCUUGGCACGCCCACGCUGCUGCCCGCUGUCGAAAAUCCUAACUGCGAACUUCUCGGUUUUCCUAGUUUUGCGACGACACUAUAUCCCGACAACCCCCAGUCUCCGAUAACCAACAGUCAAAAUGGGUCACGCCGCAGGUCUCAGGGUUACAUUGCCCUCUCGACCUACCUCAAGCAGUACAAGGUCGGAGACAUUGUCGAUGUCGUCGCCAACGGUGCCGUCCAGAAGGGUAUGCCCUACAAGGUCUAUCACGGCAAGACCGGUGUCGUCUACAACGUGACCAAGUCCGCCGUCGGUGUCAUCCUCUACCGCCAGGUCGGCAACCGUUACAUUGAGAAGCGCAUCAACGUCCGCAUCGAGCACGUCCGCCACUCCCGCUCCCGUGAGGAGUUCCUGACCCGUGUCAAGACCAACGCCGAGAAGAAGCGCCAGGCCAAGACUGACGGCAACUCCGUCUUCCUCAAGCGUCAACCCGCCAUGCCCCGUGAGGCCCGCACCGUUUCCAUCAAGGAGACCAAGCCCGAGACUCUUGCUCCUAUCGCCUACGACACUGCCAUCUAA